CACACACACACAAUUCUCUUAAGUUGAGUUCGUGAGUAGAAAUUGGAGAAGGAGAACAUGAAGAUCCUGGUUAUAUUUUUCCACAGCUUUCUUGAACUUUCUUUUUCAUUUCCCUUAUUUAGAGCCAAAAUAACUAAAAAUCUCUAACAUUUAACACUAGAAAAAAAAAGCUCAAGAAAGCUGUGGGAAAACAUGACAUUUCAGGGUUUUUCUUCAUUGAUUCAAGUGUCAGGUUCUUUUAAAGGCACUAAUUUUUCAUAAUUUGAAGGAAGGGGAUUGGAGUUGUGAUUUUGGGAGAAGAAGAAAAGACGCAGUCGACGAAAUCUUCGACUUCUCCGAACUCUCUAAGACCAUCUCCAAUGGUUUACCUCAUUUUUUCCUUCAAAAUGAAGUAAACUCAAAAUGAGUUUGUGAUUUGCUCCAAUGGUUCCCUUCAUUUUCUCCCUCAAAUCUUAUUAUAUUCAUUUUUCAAUUUUUUAUAUAUUGCAAAGAACACCUUUAUUUUAAAUUAUUCUCACUUAUUUUUAAAUUAUACAAUUUAACCAAACUUCAACUUGUAAAAAUCAAAUAUUUAUUACAUUAAUAAAAGUACAUAACAACAUACAAAGUAAUAGUAGACUUAAACAGUACUGUUACUAUAUUUUUCCCACAAAUGAUCAAUCAAUACAUUUCGAAGAGCAUCUCCAGGUUUGUGGUUUUGGAUAUACAUCUUCUGAAUCAGAAAAUCCUACUCCUGAUUCUGCUGCACAAGCAUCUCUAGGUUUGUCUUCAUUUUCUCUAAAUUUAGAUGACAGUGAAGAUGUUACUGGUGAGACUUCAUCUCAGAGACCAAUUGGAGUGAAAAAGUCUAAGUUAAAAAGAAAAUGUGAUGAUCAAACAUCUAUCGUCAUCAAUACUUUAGAAGAAGGAAACAAACGACUUUUGGAGCAACUAGAAAAGACAACUGCACAAAGAGAACACCACUUGGAGAUUCAAAGUCGAAAUUAUGCCUUAAAAGAACUAAAGGAGGAGAACAAAAUUUUAUUUCGAGAUUUAGCUUACAUUCAAGAUCUAAAUAUUCGUGCAUAUGUUCAAGCUGAACAAAUACGGAUUUUACCGAAAAAGGUUACACAACACCAAGAUCAAGGAACUCCUCAUGCAUCUACCACAUUCAGUCAAUAUUUUAAUGAUCUUGGUGGAUCUGGAAAUAACCUACCUGAUUAUUAAGUUAUUUUCAUCAAUAUUGUAUUAAGUUUGUCUUCUGUUUAGAGUUGUUAAAUGUUGUAUUACGUUUCUUGUGUUUUUUUUAACUUUGUAUUACUUAUGUAUCUCAAUGGUAUUGUUUUCUAUAUUUUUUAAAAAAUUAUAUAGUAUAAUUUAUAAAAUUCUAAAUUAUUAAUUAUAUUUUAAUAAUUAAUUAUUGGUAAUUCUAUUUUAAGAAGUUUAAUCAGUAUAUACAUAUUGGGUAUAAAAUUAUAAAAGUUAUGUUUAGUGUUAAUGUUUUGUUUAUGCAUAAAAUAAAGAUUGUCGUAAAAUAAAGGAUCAUUAUGUAAAUAAAAAAAGCUUGACAUCAAGAUGAGGUUGUGAAUAAUGUUCCCUCAAAUUUGAUGUAAUACUGUUCAUAUACUCAUUUUUUUCCCUCAAAAUGAUGUACUAUUAGAAAUCAUUUUUUCCCUCAAAAUGAUGUACUAUUAAAAAUGAGUUUCCCUCAUUUUUUUAUGUUUUCCCUCGUUUUGAUGCACCAUUGGAGAUGCUCUAAGGGCAUCUCCAACCCUACUUCAUUUUCAAUUCCAAACAUCAUUAUGGAGUAAAAUCUUCUCCAACCCCACUCCAUUUUAGAGUUGAAAAUGGAGUAAUGGCUAGGGUUACUCCAUUUAUGGAGUAAUCUUACUCAUUACUCCAUUUUGGAGUUGAACUUUUUUUAUUUAUAAAAUGGUCCUUUAAAUCUUUCAUGUUUUUAUUUUUUACUUAAAUAAUAUUUAAAAUGAUACAAUAACAUGAAAAUAGUAUAUUCCACAAAAGAUUAUUUAAUAAUUUUAAAUAAAUGCAUAAAAUAACAGAAAACAUAAAUAAUUAAAAUAAAAAUAAAAAUAACAUAAAAUAAGUAAUUUAAUAAUCUGGAAAAUCCGUUCCGGAUCCGCUAAGGUCGGUGAAAUAUUGCCCAAACGGAGAAGUCUGAGAAAGAGCUUGUUGAUCUUGUGAUUCAGCAUUUCGCUUUGAUAUUAUUUGUAUUUGUCAGACUUCUUUAUAUUGGUGAAAAACGAGGAUUUCCUGGAAUGCUUGGCAGUUUAGAUUGCAUGCACUGGAAGUGGAAGAAUUGUCCUACCGGUUCGGCGGGACAAUAUGCGGGUCGUAGUGGAUCACCAACUAUAAUUCUUGAAGCUGUCGCAGAUUAUGAUCUUUGGAUAUGGCAUGCAUAUUUCGGAAUGCCAGGCACUAAUAACGAUAUCAACGUGUUGGACUCUUUUUAUCUUUUUUCCAAUCUUGCUCAAGGUAUUGCUCCUCUUGCUCAUUAUUUUAUUCAAGACAAAGAAUAUUAUAUGGGUUACUAUUUAGCGGAUGGUAUUUAUCCAAAAUGGUCGACCAUAGUACAAACUAUUCAAGAGCCAAGGAGUUCUAAAAACAAAUAUUUUGCAACGCAACAAGAAGCAUGCAGGAAAGAUGUUGAACGUGUAUUUGGAGUGCUACAGUCGCGCUUUGCUAUUGUCAAAGGACCUGUUCGUUUUUGGAAAAAAAAUGUGUUACAUGACAUUAUGACUACAUGUAUAAUUUUACAUAACAUGAUAAUUGAAGAUGAGCUUGAACUUGAUGCACCAAUUGAACUUGGAAGAGAAGCUCCACCUCCAGAUAUCGAAAUUGCAGAAGAUGAAAAUGUCCGAUUUCAAAAUUUUCUUGCUCGAUUUAGGAAGAUCAGAAAUAAAGAAGCUCAUUUUUCAUUACGUAAUGCAUUAGUUGAUCAUUUGUGAGAAAAAUAUUCUAAUGCUCAUUGUUGAACCUAUAUAUAUGUUGUCUUUUUUAAUGAUUUCUUGUACUUUUUAAUAAUAAAUAUUUAAUUCAAAUAAUUUAUAUUUUAGUUAUUAUCGUAAACAUAAAAUAAUUGGGGUUAAUUGGUAAAUUCUUAUAAGUAUAAGAUUUUAUUUGCAAUUAUUAAUAAAAUAAAAAUGAAAUUAUUUAAGAAAUAUUAUUUUUGGAGUAGAAAAUAGAGUAAUACAUUAGAGUAAAACCUUACUCCAUUUUGGUGUUGCACUAUUUUGAAGUAAAAAAUGGAGUAAUACAUUGGAGAUGCUCUGAGUCCUUUCAUCGAUUCAAUUCCUGCUUUUUACUUCUUCUUCUUCUUCUGUGUUUAUGAGGCCUCAACGCUUGAGUCCCUCUCUCUUGCUCUCUCUUCUUUAACACAACUCUGAUUAUCAAUUUCUCUCGUGAUUUCUUUUUCACUAUUUUGCAAUUUGCUAUUAAAAUCUGAAUUUAUUGGGUAAGCGAAAGCCGGAAGAUGGUUUGGGAACCGAACCGUUUCUGAAGAUAGAUAAAGAAAAAUUUGAGGAGAUGGAGAUCGAAGCAAGGGUUGAGUUGUUGUCUGAUGAGGCUAAUUUUCUGUGACAGUGGAGACCGAACCUAUUCUGAAGGGAAUUAGGGAGGAGAAGGAGACAGCGAAAGGAUUUUCUGAUGAGAUCAAAGGAAGGGUAGAAUUGUUGGAGAAUGAGGCUAAUUUAAUCUCAGUGGAAGGACUUGAUGAAGGUCCUGAGGAAGCUGCCGAGACCUCUUCUUGUAUGCAAUUGAAGAAGGCAUUUACCACUUUUUUUAAUUCAAAUAAAAGUAAAAUUUUCAAGUUGCUUUGGUUUAAGUUGUAUCUUUGUUGUUUUGUUUCUGCUUAAGUAAAUUGAGUUUAAGUUUAAGUUUCUGUUUGUUUAAGUUCUGUGUUUGUUGUUCUGGUUAUGUAAUGUUUCUCUUCAGAAGUGUAUUCUGUUUCUCUUUAUGUUUCUGUUUCAAAAGCAUUGGGAGGGAGAAGAUGAAGCUUCUGUUUCGGUUUCUGUUUCAGAAGCAGAUGAGUCUUGGACGCAAAGCAAACCAGGUCUUGUAUUCACGACAAAGAGGUCAGGUCUUGUAUUCAUAUAUCAGGAUCACUCUCUCUUCAAAGAACGUCAAGAAUGGCUCGGGAAAGGUGUGUGUUUCGAUGAUCUUAACCUUGUGUCUGUUGUAGUCUUGUGUGUGUGUUGUAGUCUAGUGUCAAUAAAAACAUGUUUAAUAAAUUUUCUUUUUAAGAACUCUUACCUUAAGAAACUACCAAUGAAGGACUAAUUUUAGGUGUUUCUUAACAUAAUCUCUUAACUCAAUUUUAAUACUAAAAUAUUGCCUAAGAACCCACUUAGGGGUUAUUGCAAUGAACAUGCUUUUAGCGGAGGGCUCUCAACCUCCUAAGACUCUAGCGAGGUGAUUGGGUUCGUGAGUUUAAGGGGAUACGAAAAUUUUGAAGAAAUAUGAAGUAGAUACCAUGAUGAAAUAUGGAGUGGGUUCCAUUAACGUACGCAACGAAGUAAUCAAAGACCCUUCUCCCUAAAGGGAAGAUUUCUCACGGGAAAGUUUUCGGAGAAGGCAUUCCAUAUUGCUAAAAUCCAUGCUAUACUAAAUAAGAUAUGGUCCAUGGGGGAUAAGUCUCAUAUGGUCGAAGUAUUUGUGAUAAACUCCAAUACUAUAAAGUUCGAAUGUCAAAACACUGACGCCAGAAGCCGUAUUCUUCAUCGGGGCAUGUGGAAUUUGACAGGUAUUCCGGUCGUAAUGUCUAAAUAGACACCAUUCAUUCCAGAAGAGAACAAAUCAGAGGCUGUGAGUCACUUUAAUACGCCUACAGGAAACACUGGCAUCGACGAUUAGGAGGUAAACAACUUGAUGAAUUUUGAAUGCGACGAUACGGAUAAACAGGUUCUUAUGCGAUAUGUCUUUGAAGAGGAGAUCAUAUAUGUGUUGUUUGGCAUGGCUGAGUGAUAUAUCCCCAAUGUUUAAGGUGAGUUUGGUCUCAGGUAAAGUAAACAAUACUAGAAAUGGGUCGAACAGAGGCGUUUAUUAGAUUUCGAGAUGAUGUUACAAAGGUGGAGAAAGUAAAAGCAAGCCGGAGCUCGUGAGAGCUUAAACCGGAAAAGUACAAAUAGCAGAGAGAUGAUUGUACGGAUGAUAAACCCUAAUCUCGCCGCUAAGUUUGUGUAGCUAAGUGUCGAUGCCUUUCUCCUUUGCUUUCCUCUCCUUUUAUACUCUGUUCGAUUACCUUAACCUAACCUCUUUUUACUGAUUGGGCUUUGUCGGCCUUUCGGGCCUGAUUAUGAGAUGCUCGCUGAGCCGUUGAGUCGAUCAACCUCGCUUUGCUUGCUCUCUGCUUCGACUAUCGGCGCUCCCUGUCGAGUCGAUGUCUCGAGAAUCGGCUUCUGCGCCGAUGUCGACUCGGUUUGCUGGACUGGGCCCUUUGUUCGAUGGGCUUUGUGGAUGGGUUAAAUCCAUCCCCAACAGUAAGUCCCCCCCCCCCAGUUCAUUGAUGGUCGAGCAAUCGAUCUUUGAUGAAUUUGGUGUCUGUGGUUCGGAGAACAAAAGGUUCAAUCCGAGCAAAUGACAGGUCGUUGGGGAGUCAAUCCGUUCAAUCGAUACUCCUCGAUCGAGGGAGUGGAUUGAUGCGUCCGUUUCUCACGCGUUGUGAUCGUGAGAUAAAUGCUUACGGGUCGAGAAUACGGACCGGCGCAUCUGUUGAUCACGCGCCUAAUUGGGUUUAGGCCCACUUAGGCCUUAUUAGGCGUAAUGAUGACGCUUUGAUCCCCGCGCUUAUCUCUCUCUAUAAAUAGCGACCCCCUCUCCACUUCUUUUCAUUUUCCUCCGCAGCGCUAAAGGUACUUUCUCUCUCUACGCUCCUUUCUCUCUCUUUAUCUCUGUUUUUAGAUCUGCGAGUAUCCGAGAUGUCGUCAUCUCAUCGUUUGACGCGAGAACAAAAGGGAAAGGGGGCGGUCUCUUCUCGGGACUCUGACGAUGUCCAUCACGAAGCGAUGAUGGAUACGGGGAAUAUGGAUUUAUCGCAGCGUCUCCUGGUCUCGGAAGCGAGAGAACAGUUCCGGGGUGACGACGACGGUCAAGAAGCGGUCGACGCCUCGAUUGUCCCGAUCAGCUACUACCCUGGGAACAUCUUCGCUGAGGAGAGCCCCCUGGAGGUUUGGAGAAUUCGACCUUCGGUCAUCGAUGGACAAGAUUGGUCCAACGUUGAGAGGACGAAGUCUACCGUGGAGUCGGUGGAAGCUCUCCUCCGAGAUCUCAAUGCACACGGGGUCUCGUUCAUCGUUCCAAAACGGGAUCAGAGGCCUUGGUCGCCUCCGAAGGGAUAUCAAUGCAUUUACGAGUCGUAUUUUCGGAGCGACACGAAGUUGUGGUUCCCAAUUCCCCGAAUUGUCACGGCUUAUGCGUUCCGCAGAGGAGUCGCCUUAAGCCAGUUGAUGAACGGUUCUCUCCGGUUAAUGGUCGUUCUGUCGGUGAUCGCGGCUGAGGCAGGGACAUCGAUGAGUGUGAGGUCGUUUGAGGAGUUGACUUCAGUCUCAAUUUCCGAUGAUGGGCUCGUCUCGACGAGGAUGCGCCCAAAUUAUAACGUGGUCACGGGAUACCCGACCAAAACCUCAGACUGGCAGCGUUCGUAUUUCUAUGUGAAGUCGAACAGAUCAGCGUUCGAGGAGCCUCCGAAGUCUGGUUAUCGCGUUCUCUGGAAUGCAGAGAUGGUUGGUCAUCCGAAUCUCGCCACUUAUCCCGAGGAUUGGAAGGAGAGUGCUCGGAUCGUUGCGUUGCAGAAGCAAGAUCACUGGGAGGACUUUACUCGGGAGAGAAUUCAAAGAUCCAUAGAUCAAAUUGCUAGUCAACGUUGGAUCUCAAACUUGCUUCCCCUCGUCAAUCAAUCGACUUCGAAGAGAUUAUCCCUCUUUACUCGAGCUGAGCAGAAAGAGAUCAACCGAGCCAAGACAAUGAAGCAAUUGCCCGACCUUAGUCUUAUUGUAGCUGAAAAGAUAGGCGCCAAGCGAGGCGCUUCUGGGAGCAGGGUUGGCCCUUCGGGGUUGGAAGCGGUAGAGUCGACCCCAAUUGCUGCUGAGCAAACGCGUACUGGUGGCUCCUCGAAGAGGAGCAAGAAAAAGGCCGAGGAUCCGAAGGAAUCUUCUGAGCCGGGGCAAACUGGGGCAGACGGUUCCUCUAAAAAAGGGGGUAAGAAACGGAAAGCCGGAGAUUUGCCCGCCGAGGACGCUCCUAAGAAGAAAAAGAUGAAGAAGAAAGAAUUGGCUAUGCCCCGCUCAUCCUCGGUCUGCGAAGAGGAACUUCAGGCUCUAGUUCCUGAAGCUAUCCCUGAGGUUGGGACCUCGGAGGAUGAUGAGAAUGAGACCAUCGCCCUCCGCCGACGGAGACGGGAGAGUCGAGUCACCGAGGAGGUAUCCCGUGGAGCCUUGGCCGGUGAUCUGCGUUCUACUGAGGUUCCGAGGGGAAUAUCGACUUCGGGAGGACAGCGGGACCGCUCGAGGAAUGAGUCCCCUGCUCAUGUCACGGAGGGAUCUGAGACCCGAGUAUCCGGUCGCCCUAAGGAAACCCCGGCAGAUGAGUUCAGAUUCGAGUUUAACCGUGAGCUUCCGCUGGCUUGCUACCCGGAAGAUUGUGCUCGCCUGUUACGGUUGGUCAAAGGCGGUCCCGAUCAACUCCCUUCGGUGGGAGAUCUCAUCUUCAAAGAUGAGUAUGAGCAUGCCUCUUGCUCGUCUGUAAAGAGCCACGGCGACUGGAAUGUUCUGGUCGGGAAGUAUGACACAGCCCUCAGGCGGGCUAGAGAGCAGAUCCGUGAGAGCGAAGAAGCCAAGAAGAAAGCGGAGGAGGCUCUUCGGGUGUCCUCGCGGGAAAAGGCUGAAGCCAUUGCUCAGGAGAAAUCUCUCAGGAAAGCGUUUGACGAGACGCGAACAUCUGACGCGGCUGAACUGCAGAUGUGUAAGGAGGCGAUGAACGAUCUCGAGUUCGUGGUGGAUAAGCAGCGAAAGGAAAAGGCUGAUCUAGAGGCAAAAAUGGCUGCGGAAUUGCUAAGGCAUUCCGAGGAGAUGGACAGGCUUCGGAAAUCUCGUAAAUACGAGGUCACGCACGAGAGGGUUCGCGUGCUGAUUGCCAUGAUCGCUAAAGCCGAGAAACGCUUUCACAGGAUUUCCCUUCGUGAAGACAAAAGGGACAAGUAUGACGAUGCUAGAUGUCUCUAUAGCCAAGCCUUUGGAACAAGGAAAUGUCUCGAGCAGAUUAAGGCCUCAGGUGUCGAGAUCCCGCAGGAAACCAUCGAUUUCUUCGCUGGGCAAGAGAGGCAUUAUGAAGAGGAAGCGGAACGCUUGGAAGUAAAGGAAAUUCCAGCAGAAGAUCUUCGCCUCUCCCCAUUAGUGUUGGAGUCUCGGUUCCUGAUCGAAGAGAUUUGGCGUCAGCUCGACCCAUUUGGAUCGAACAUUGGUUUGAUCGAUUCAGAGGCUGCCAUUGCCCUUCGCACUCCCCUCGCCGACCGAGAUCCCCAAUCUGCAGAUCCGACGGAGAAGCCCGCUCAGACGGCCGUAUCUUCCAACCAACCCACCGAUCAAGAUGCUGAUCUCGCGAAGCAGACAUCGGCGGGAGCGGUUGUUCUCAAGGACGGGGCAGUGCCGACCAUUGUGCUGACAGAUUCCCCCGCUAAGGCGUCGAAGAAUGCCAGCUCAUCCGCUUCCUCGUCGGAAGAUCCGGAGAAGGGUGACGAUGAUCCCGCGGGAAUGCCUAUUGCGGACGCGACUGCUCCAGCCCCAGCCAAAUUUGGUCGCAUCUCGGGUCCCGGAGAAAAAGACGGUGAUGGUGGCAAGAAUCUUCCCGCUGGUGACGAAUAGGGGGCUGCUAUCUGGUCGAGGACC
Messenger RNA from Brassica napus (rape), 8876 nucleotides. Its product is annotated as meiosis-specific protein ASY2. The transcript has 9 exons. Bases 5913 to 8852 code for a protein of 979 amino acids. Lineage: Eukaryota; Viridiplantae; Streptophyta; Magnoliopsida; Brassicales; Brassicaceae. The record is from RefSeq and is a predicted model, not a curated record.